AUGACUCCUUCAGAGGAUACGCAUACCAGUCAUGGCGCCUCGCGAUCAGAGCCCCAUGCCUCCUCCACCACCUCCCAACUCUCCAGUGCUCAAACGCUUUCAGAACUGAAGGCGAAGAUAAAAGCCGGAUUGAAGCAGUACCCAGAUUUUCCCAAAAAAGGAAUACUAUUCGAAGACAUCUUUCCUCUUUUCUCCUCUCACUCGCUACAUCAGGAUCUCAUCCGAGCCUACGAGCUACAAAUCUUCGAGAGUUUUGGCCCUGCCAACAAACCAGAUGUGAUUGUCGGCCUUGAUGCCAGAGGUUUCCUCUUUGGCCCGACAUUAGCUCUAAAAUUCGGGGCAGCAUUUGUGCCGGUCAGGAAAGCGGGCAAGCUUCCUGGUCGACUCGAGACUGCUACCUAUGAGAAGGAAUAUGGCACCGAUACCUUUGCUAUCCAAGCGGAUGCCAUACAACCUGGUCAAAAGGUCUUGAUUGUGGAUGACCUCAUCGCAACCGGUGGUUCAGCCUCUGCAGCUGGUACUCUGGUCAACAAAUGUGGCGGCACUUUAAUCGGCUACAUCUUCAUCAUUGAACUCACCUUCUUGGGCGGCCGAAACAAACUCAACGCCCCGGUAUAUACGCUAACCGAAAGCCAGUCUGAAUGA
This is a messenger RNA of Exophiala spinifera, 645 nucleotides long. RefSeq names its product adenine phosphoribosyltransferase. Gene Ontology annotation, biological process: adenine salvage; AMP salvage. Bases 1 to 645 code for a protein of 214 amino acids. Gene Ontology annotation, molecular function: adenine phosphoribosyltransferase activity; AMP binding; adenine binding. Gene Ontology annotation, cellular component: cytoplasm. Lineage: Eukaryota; Fungi; Ascomycota; Eurotiomycetes; Chaetothyriales; Herpotrichiellaceae. The record is from RefSeq and is a predicted model, not a curated record. The transcript has 3 exons.